Messenger RNA from Physella acuta, 2324 nucleotides. Its product is annotated as nascent polypeptide-associated complex subunit alpha, muscle-specific form. Lineage: Eukaryota; Metazoa; Mollusca; Gastropoda; Physidae. The record is from RefSeq and is a predicted model, not a curated record.
CAGAUCUGGCAAACCUUCAUGGGCGACAGAGCGUGGAGAACGACCAGCUUGGAGAUUGAUGCGGACACCAGCUACGCUCACCUCCACGGCCGGAAGCACGGCUUCGGCUGCUACCUGUACAGCUUUGAUGACGACAUGACCUACAUACAGACACGGGGUCUCAUCCUGACAGACUUCACAACCAACUAUUGUGAUGAGAGCACUCGGGUAAUACGCCAAUCAGACCUCAUCGAUAAUGAUUGUGACGGUUCGAUCGAUGAAGAGCUAUUGAAUAACCAAGAUGAUGACAAUGAUGGCCUCAUUGACGAAGAUGUCGUUGAUGAUUUGUUUGUGGACGGCCAUUGGUCGGAGUGGGACGAGUGGGAGUGUGAGGGGUCGUGUGGGACGUCGACCUUCAUCUCUUACAGGUCGUGUAACAACCCUAAGCCUAGAUAUAUGGGCAAAACGUGUGAAGGAUAUUUUGUCAGGAAAAACAACAGCAGUUGUAAGGGAUUGGUCGAGUGUGGCCAAAACUGUACAAGGCGUCGCUAUGGUUACCAGUGUGCCUUCACGUGCGACAACUGUGUCAGCAACUGUCAUCCAGUCAACGGCUCGUGUGCUGAGUGUUUGCCUGGGUGGAGGGACCCUCGUCUGGCAUGCAACACACCCUGCCCGGAGUGGACGUAUGGCUUCAGGUGUGAGAUGAUGUGUGAGAAAAAGUGUGGGGUGGACUGUGUGAGUCGUGUGGACGGGGCUUGUCCAGAGUCCAACAUGAUGUUUAUCUCCUCUGUUUGGACGGUCUUGUUGUUGGGGUUGAUAACCUUGGCCUUCAUCGCUUUGUGGUACAACGAGGCGACACGCUUGACCCUCCUGCUCAUGGUCUCCGCCAUCAAGGGAAAGAACUACAUCUGGAGGUAUAAAAACAAGAAAGGGGAGAAAAUCCUUGUGCUGACUACCCCCAAUCUCUACAAAAAGUUAACCUCAACGAAAAAGAAAAAAGGCCGUAAAGGGAAAAAAUCUACUCGUGUUUUCUUAUCUGAAGUUGAUGGCCAAACAAUAAGGACAGGUAAAAAGAGAUCGAAGAAGAAGAAGAAAGCCAAGGCUUCAGCUAAAGGAGAUACCGGGAAAAAAUUCCGUAAAAAGAAACUAUCUGCGAAAAAGCUCGCGAAAAAACGCGCGAGAAAACUGGCAAAAAAGAAACGGAAGCAACUCCAGCAAACUGCCGGAUCUUCGACUCAAGUGGACGGCAAAGACGCGGCUGACGUCACACCGUCUAUGUGGAGUGAGAUCACUUCCUACGUCAAGGAGUCCAUCAAAUACAACUCCCUGGCCUCCACCCCCAACCAGCCCUCCCCUAAAUCCGUGUCCGAGGUUCCGUCCACUAACGUGUCUGGUGGAAAAGAUACAGACACCAAGAUGGCCGCCCAAAUCAAAACCAAGUCAUCCUCUACAAAUGCUUCGGCCACCAAAGGAUCUAAAUCUCCAGAGUCUCCUAAAAACAUAUUUGAACCCCCUUCUCCGAACAUUGUCUCUACCAGACGCAAAUCUGAACCCCCUUCUUUGAAAAUCCACUCUCCUAAAAGCAAAUCUGAACCACCUUCUCCGAAAAUCCCCUCUCCCAAAACCAAGUCUCAACCCCCUUCUCCGAAAAUCGACUCUCCCAAAACCAAGUCUCAACCCCCUUCUCCGAAAAUCGACUCUCCCAAAACCAAGUCUCAACCCCCUUCUACAAAAGGAUCUUAUACCAAUAUACCUCCUAAAGCCAAAUCCAAACCCCCAUCCACCUACGUAUCCUCUGCCCAGGCAUCUCAAACAAUGGGCAGCCCAAAAACUAAAUCUAAAGCCUCUUCCCCGGCAGCGUCUACUGUCCAGGCACCGUUUGGUACGACGGAAGCCAAAGCCGAACACCUUCCUUCAGCGUCUACUGUCAAGUCACCGUUUGGUACGACAGAAGCCAAAGCCGACCUUCCCCCUAAAGCAGAACCUGCUCAAGGUUCAACUACCACAGAGCCAGAUCAAAACAAAUUGUGUACACUUUCCUAAAAGUGUGUACAUAUUUUUGACGAGUAAUCCACAUUUCUUGGGCGGUGUGUGUGACAAGAUUUAGUGAAUGUCUGUGUGAAAAGAUAAAAUUAAAAAUGCGUGUGCGUAAAAUAUCUCUCUGUUUUUAAGUACUUUACGAACCUUUAAAGGGCCCUACUGGGACGAUGUUUAGCAGUAAAGUAUGGGGCCCUAAUAGAAUCUAAGACAUAUUUACAUAAUGAGCUGGCCUUAUUUGCCUAAUCUGACUCUAGGCAUUAUUUACCAAAAACGUAGCUAGGCCCUAUUUGACAAGUGACAUAUUC